CCCGGCGCCGCCGCCGCUUCCCGCCGCCUCGCUCCGCUCCGUUCCCGCCAUGGCGCAGUUCGAGCCGGCGGCGCUGCCCGAGCUGCUCCCGGUCUUCUACCGGCGGCUCUUCCCGCACGGCCCCUACGGCCGCUGGCUCAGCUACGGCGGCGCGAAGAAUUACUUCCAGCUGCGGGAAUUCUCUUUCACGCUGCGGGACGAUGUCUACCUGCGCUUCCAGUCCUUCAGCAGCCCGCAGGAGCUGGAGCGGGAGCUGCAGAAGAUCAACCCCUACAAAAUCGACAUCGGGGCUGUCUACUCCCACCGGCCCAACCAGCACAACACGGUGCACCUGGGAGCCUUCCAGCCGCAGGAGAAGGAGCUGGUGUUCGACAUCGACAUGACGGAUUACGACGAUGUCCGGACGUGCUGCAGCUCGGCCGAUAUCUGCUCCAAGUGCUGGACGCUGAUGACCAUCGCCGUGCGCAUCAUCGACCGCGCGCUCGUGGAGGACCUGGGCGUGCGGCACCGCCUGUGGGUGUACUCUGGCAGGAGGGGUGUGCACUGCUGGGUGUGCGACGACGCCGUCAGGAAAUGGUCCCCAGCACUGAGGGCAGCCACUGUGGAGUACCUAAGCCUGGUGAAGGGCGGAGCAGACACGGUGAAGAAGGUGAACCUCUCCCACCCCGUGCACCCCUUCAUCAGGCGCUCGGUGGCCGUGGUGCAGAAAUAUUUCGAGGAGCACGCGCUGAGGGGCCAGGACAUCCUGGGCAGCCCCGAGAGGUGGGACAAGGUGCUGGCCCUGCUCCCAGAGGAGCUGCGGGAGCCGCUGCGGGCGGAGUUCCCGCGGAAGAAGGACUCGGCGCAGCGCUGGGAGCUGCUGCGGGCGCGCGCCGAGCGCGAGCGCGAGCGCGGCCGGCCCGGCCACCCCGAGUGGGAGGUGAUGCUGCAGCUCUGCUUCCCUCGCCUGGACUGCAACGUCAGCAAAGGGCUGGGCCACCUGCUCAAGAGCCCCUUCAGCGUGCACCCCAAAACAGGGCGCAUCUCAGUCCCGCUGGACCUGCAGAAGCUCGAGCAGUUUGAUCCGUUUUCAGUGCCCACCAUCACGUCGCUGUGCCAGGAGCUGGACGCGGCCGGCAGCGAUGGCGAGCAGGAGGAGGGGGGGCACACCGAGCCCAAACGGCGCACGAGGGAUCUCCAAGGAGAUUUCUGAGCCCUGGGCCCUGCCAGUGUCUCCUGUGCUGUCACUGUCACCUCCCCUGGCCCUGGGGGGUCCCAUGGGGCAGCCAAACCCCUCGGCCCCCCUGUUUUUGUACCUUUUGUACUGUUUUCUACACAAAAAACCAUUAAAUGUUUCUGCUCAGCUUUGUGCUGGGGGCUGCUGAGGAGGGUGGGGGCGGGGGUCCCUGCUCUGCAGUGUGGGGUCGCUGCCCCCAAUCUCCUGCCUGGACCCUGACCCCCAACUAUGCCUGGACCCCCUGAUCCUGCCUG
Molecule: messenger RNA, 1470 nt
Organism: Onychostruthus taczanowskii (white-rumped snowfinch)
Lineage: Eukaryota; Metazoa; Chordata; Aves; Passeriformes; Passeridae
Gene: PRIM1
Product: DNA primase subunit 1
Exons: 11
Coding region: 50-1192 (380 amino acids)
Biological process (GO): DNA replication, synthesis of primer
Cellular component (GO): alpha DNA polymerase:primase complex
Source: RefSeq, a predicted model, not a curated record